This is a messenger RNA of Arachis stenosperma, 805 nucleotides long. RefSeq lists its product as uncharacterized. Lineage: Eukaryota; Viridiplantae; Streptophyta; Magnoliopsida; Fabales; Fabaceae. The transcript is spliced from 2 exons. Bases 47 to 805 code for a protein of 252 amino acids. The record is from RefSeq and is a predicted model, not a curated record.
CUCAUUCAGAAACCAGAUUGAUCCCAGAAUCCUUGUUUGGUUUUGAAUGGAAAAGGGGGUCAUUGAUCUCAUACUAGUCCCAAGUGGUCUUCUUGUAAUGGUAAUAUACCAUUUCUGGCUUCUUCGUAGAGUUCUGAAGCACCCCACCAAAACUACUAUUGCUGUCAAUGAAAUCAGUAGACGUCUCUGGGUUGAAACUAUGAUGGAGGAUAUACCAAGGCAUGGGGUUCUCGCAGUGCAAUCCUUGAGGAACAACAUAAUGGCUUCAACCCUUUUGGCCACCGCCGCCAUAUCGCUUUCUUCCCUCUUAGCCAUAUUAAUGGUUGGCAGCGGUGGCGGCAACUAUGGUGGCUACUACCACAAAGGAGAAACCAAGAGCCUUGUUUCCGAGGCCUAUGGUGAUAGAAUAAGUGAUUACAUUUUGUCUUUGAAGUUCUUCGCCAUGUUAUUGUGCUUCUUGCUCUCAUUCAUGUUCAAUGUUCAAUCAAUAAGGUACUAUAACCAAGCAAGCAUCCUCAUUAACGUACCCUUCAAGAAAGUGCCAUCGCCGACGCCGACACGGAGCCUCCGACUUGGGAUGUUAAAUGUCACCAAGAUUUUCAACAAGGGGAGCUAUUUUUGGUCUCUAGGAUGGCGGGCCAUCUACUUCUCUUUCCCUUUGUUUAUGUGGCUUUGGGGACCAAUUCCGAUGUUUGUUUCAUGCAUUGUCCUAGUCUUCAUUUUGUACUUCUUGGAUUCUACCUUUGAUUAUGGAUGGCAAGGGGGUGACAAUAACGAGGUGCAUAAGAACUACAAUGUGUGUUGA